AUGAUUCAGAUCAUAGUGCCUCAGUCAGUUGUGUUAACCUUUAUAGUUCUGGUUGUUACACAGGUGAAGUGGGCAUGGGAUUACCUUCUUUACCAAUCCUUCUUUCACCCUUAUAGUUACGGUAUCAAAUUACCGGAAUAUUUUGAUGAUCAUACCGUGACGCACUAUCAAAACAAUGCAGAUCAGGCCGAAUAUUCAAUAGAAUGUGCUGUUUGUUUAUGCAGGUUUGAAGAAGGAGAUGAAAUCAGAGAACUGAGAUGUGACCAUUUAUUUCAUAGAGUUUGUUUGGAUAGGUGGCUUGGCUAUGGUCGCGUCACAUGUCCCAUCUGCCGGAAUAAUCUAAGACUGGCGCCAUCUGUGGAGGAGCUUCACCAGGAAAUUAUUAUUAUCAACUUCAGCGCCACCACAUCCAGGGAUCGCUGUGCAUGGUGGCUACGUUGAGUCCAGUAUGCCAUAUUUCAGAAUAUUAUUAAUUUCGUGUUGCUGUGUAGAACUUCUAUUUCCAUGAUGAAAAGAUAUUAAUCAAUGAUGAAAUAAUUUCAAGUAUAUUAGUUUUUGGAUCU
Olea europaea var. sylvestris is the source of this 563-nucleotide messenger RNA. RefSeq names its product RING-H2 finger protein ATL13-like. The record is from RefSeq and is a predicted model, not a curated record. The coding region runs from base 1 to 441 and encodes 146 amino acids. NCBI's taxonomy places the organism in Eukaryota, Viridiplantae, Streptophyta, Magnoliopsida, Lamiales, Oleaceae. The transcript has a single exon.